AGAGAUCUGGAAGCAAGCAGGACGGAUAUUCUGACACCGGGGACUGGCCGCUAAAGGAAGGGAAAAAUGGUCAAGGAAACCAAGCAGGCCGGGUACGUGGGGUGACGGCAAGGAGAGUCCACAGCCAGCAGCUGCCGAGCAGCCCUGCACCUUAUGAUCGGACAUAGAGCCGGCGGGAGAGCGAGGACGCGCCGGGCACUGUGUGCUGGCCCCGCUGGGGCGCAGGGGUGACAUGUCCCACGAGCGGCCACCGCGCAAUGACAUCCCCCGCAACCUGAGCUUUAUAGCAGCAUUGACCGAGCGCGCGUACUACCGCAGCCAGCGGCCCAGCCUCGAGGAGGAGUCGGAGGAGGAGCCGGGGGAGGGCGGGACCCGGCCGGGCGCCCGUUCGCGGGCUCACGUUCCGGGUCGGGGGCGCAGGGCCCGCUCUGCGCCCGCGGGUGGCGGCGGGGCGCGGACAGCCCGCAGCCGCAGCCCUGACACUCGCAAGAGAGUGCGUUUCGCCGACGCGCUGGGGUUGGAGCUGGCUGUGGUCCGCCGCUUCCGCCCGGGGGAACCGCCCCGGGUGCCCCGCCACGUGCAGGUGCAACUGCAGAGGGACGCCCUGCGCCACUUCGCGCCGUGCCCGCCGCGCACCCGCGGCCUCCAGGACGCGCGAAUCGCCCUGGAGCCAGCCCUAGAGCCCGGCUUCGCCGCCCGGCUGCAGGCGCAGCGCAUCUGCCUGGAACGCGCAGACGCGGGCCCUCUGGGCGUGGCCGGGAGCGCGCGCGUGCUGGACCUGGCCUACGAGAAGCGCGUGAGCGUGCGCUGGAGCGCGGACGGCUGGCGCAGCCUGCGGGAAUCGCCCGCCUCCUACGCCGGUCCUGCCCCGGCCCCGCCGCGGGCUGACCGCUUCGCCUUCCGCCUGCCUGCGCCUCCGGUCGGCGGUGCCCUGCUCUUCGCCCUUCGCUACCGGGUUACGGGCCGCGAGUUCUGGGACAACAACGGCGGCCGUGACUACGCGCUCCUUGGGCCCGAGCACCCUGGCGGUGCCGGAGCUGCGGAGCCCCAGGGCUGGAUCCAUUUUAUUUGA
Rattus norvegicus (Norway rat) is the source of this 1072-nucleotide messenger RNA. It is a transcript of the gene Ppp1r3e, whose product is annotated as protein phosphatase 1, regulatory subunit 3E. NCBI's taxonomy places the organism in Eukaryota, Metazoa, Chordata, Mammalia, Rodentia, Muridae. The transcript is spliced from 2 exons. The record is from RefSeq and is marked validated. Bases 233 to 1072 code for a protein of 279 amino acids. Gene Ontology annotation, molecular function: phosphoprotein phosphatase activity.